This is a messenger RNA of Trichoderma harzianum CBS 226.95, 1734 nucleotides long. RefSeq lists its product as hypothetical. The annotation marks the transcript as partial. Lineage: Eukaryota; Fungi; Ascomycota; Sordariomycetes; Hypocreales; Hypocreaceae. The transcript is spliced from 10 exons. The record is from RefSeq and is a predicted model, not a curated record.
UUGAUUACUGUAUUCCAUAAUCCUCCAAAUAGAGAGAGAAUAACCUUACCUUGGCUGCAGCAACGUUUGGAAGAAUAUGGUAAAGAUGAUGUAUUCGACAAUGCAUUUCUUGCCAAUAUCAUAUUUUUCGACGCGCAUAUGACUGGUCGGCCUAUUGGGAACCAAGAUGCCGAGGCUUUUCUCGCAGAGUCUGGCACGAUUGCAGUAUACUUUUUCAACAACGAGAUCGCUUUGGCACCUGGUCCAUAUAUGAAAUUGGAUGGGCAGUUAUGGGAAGUAUGCAGGCUGGUGGAUGACUCAUACGAGACUUGUAUGGUUGCUUUGAAACCGCAACAAAACUUAUUGGGCUCGUUUGAGCGUCUUUCGAUAAUGGGUCAAGAUAGCAACGUCCUCAGUUUCGCUAUACCAUCUCAACUCAAAUAUUCUAUUCCGAAUCAACAGUUACCCCUAGCUGGAAAGCGUAUCCUCAUUAAGGAUAACAUUCAUUUGGACGGUAUCAAGACAUCUAAUGGCAAUCGCGCCUUCUACGAGACAUACCCUGCACAAACACAAACUGCCAGCUGCAUUCAAAAAUUAAUCGAUAAAGGCGUUGUUGUUAUCGGAAAGACGAAAAUGUCUUCUUUUGGAAAUUGGGAGGAGCCCAUUCAAUAUACAGACUACCCGGCCCCAUGGAAUCCCAGGGCUGACCGUUAUCAAUCCCCAGGAGGUAGCAGUUCGGGCAGUGCUUCGGCUGUUGCAGCCUACGAGUGGCUUGACAUUGCUAUUGGUACCGACACUUGGGGGAGCGUCACCAGACCUGCUCACUGGUGUGGCUGCUUUGGCCUCCGUCCCAGCCUCGAAGCGAUUUCUGCAGACGGCAUUGUGCCCUGCGUCAAGUCUUGGGAUAUUCCGGGAAUUCUGGCAAGAAACCUGGAAGAUUGCAAACAUUUCGCCGAAGAGUGGCUGGAUUUCAGCAACAACAAAUUUAAGGAGUAUCCACAGGAAUUCUCUUGUCUCCUCUGGCCCACUGAUUUCUGGGAAAAUGUUGAAGCCACGGAAAAGGAAAUGGCAAAGAAAUUUGCCAAGAACAUGGCUGACAAACUAGGGGUAUGCCUUAGAGAGUACUCAUUCGAAAACUGUUGGGAAGAAGAGGGACCAGAGGGGUGGCGGAAAUAUUCCUUGCAAGAAUUUAUGAAAGAGACUACCCAGGCUAUGGCGUACGACAGUUUUAACAGUAGCGAGGACUUUCGUACUAAAUAUAAGGAGAAGAAUGGUGCAGAACCUUACACGUCGAAGCCAAACGAGGAUACUUGGUCUAUCGGAAAGAAGACAACUCGUCGAACCAGAGAUGAUGCAUUUGCAAGAAUUGAUAUUUACCAACAAUGGUUCAAAGAUCAUUAUUUCACAGACGAACGCAAAAAAACCAUAAGUGUCAUCAUAGUACUGCCCCUCGAUAUAGCAGGCCCUCGAUACAGAGAUAACUGCCCUAGAGAUGACGAUCCUAGUGAUAACGACCCUAGUAUCAACGCUUUGGCACUUGGGCCUGUCAUGGGAGCCCCUGUGCUCACUGUUCCAAUUGGCCAAAUACCGUACCAUUCAAGAAUCAGCAAACGACCCGAGCAAUCACCAUUUGCGGUUGCUCUGAUGGGAUCACCUGGCACUGAUAUCAAGCUAAUUGACAAUGCCAUAUUUGCCAUGGGAUGUCUGAAUAUUCCCACAAAGGUCAAAACAGGAAAACGCAUGUACUGUACUUAG